Zasmidium cellare ATCC 36951 is the source of this 471-nucleotide messenger RNA. RefSeq lists its product as uncharacterized. Bases 1 to 471 code for a protein of 156 amino acids. The transcript has a single exon. NCBI's taxonomy places the organism in Eukaryota, Fungi, Ascomycota, Dothideomycetes, Mycosphaerellales, Mycosphaerellaceae. The record is from RefSeq and is a predicted model, not a curated record.
AUGCCCAACGCCGGUGGCCUGACAGACCGCGAGGCUGCAAUAGAUGCAGUCAUACGCUUUGUGUGUGCACUAGACCAAGGAGAUGCUGAGCUUUCGGCCUCAUCUCUCACCAAAGACUCUAUCAUGGACCUUACACCAUUCCGGAAAGUUGGCAUGGAGCGUGGAAUCGCGGAAGGGAGGGAUGCUAUUGUGAAAGUCCUUAUGGACGCCGUUGGAAAGCCACUCGACACAACGCACAGUGCGACCAACAUACGAUGCACCGUCCAAGGAGACUCGGCUGAAUUGACAACUUGCGUGCUCGCUCAGCAUUUUCGCCGCGGCGAAGGACCUUCUCCUGAGUUUCAAGACUACUACCUAUUCGGCAACCAGUACGCUGCUCAGAUUGUGAGAGAUGGAGAACUUUGGAGAAUCAAGAGGUUGACCAUCACACCGGCAUGGGUUGUGGGAAAUCCCGAAAUCAUGAAUGUCUAA